Molecule: messenger RNA, 537 nt
Organism: Dibothriocephalus latus
Lineage: Eukaryota; Metazoa; Platyhelminthes; Cestoda; Diphyllobothriidea; Diphyllobothriidae
Source: the annotation of a GenBank genome assembly
AUGAUAUUCCGUUACGGUGGGAAAGGUGGCAAUGCCAACAGAUUUCCCACAAAGGAAGAUUGUGAGGAAGCAAUUACGGACUGCGCACAGGAAGUGGAGGAAGACAUAUGCAAGAUGCUCCUGGAUGUGGGAUACGGUGGGUCUCACUUUGAGCUUUUUGGAUACGAUAAGGGUGCAAGAAUGUGCAAGAAAUUCCUUUACGGUGGGGAGGGCGGCAAUCGUAACGCAUUCGAGACGCUGCAGCAAUGUGAGGAAGCAAGCAUGAACUGCUCGACGAUUGAGGAAGAGGAGGACAUAUGCCAAAUGCCCCUGGAAGAGGGAUAUGGUGAGGUAGACUUUUGGCUUUAUGGGUACGAUAAGAAUGCAAGAAUUUGCAAACAGUUCCUUUACGGUGGGGUGGGCGGCAAUCGCAACGCAUUCCAGACGCUGCAGCAAUGUGUGGAAGCAAGCAAGGACUGCCCACAGAUUGGUAUGUCAUGCCUUGGAGCAAAUUCUCUGUUCGUAUGUGCAUAUUCCUCUCGCCGGUGUUCUUUUUAA